CCUCCUCUCCCACUCCCGACCACCUGUCUUACCUUCAAGCAGCUCAACCUUCUGGGGAGAUCAAAGGUGGUCCUAUUUUACUUCAGACUACUCGCCUCUCGAUUUAUCACGCAGUAACUCGAUCCUUUCCGCCUGACGAUCAGGUCAGCAAUGACGGUCGAGUACGUGUAUGCCCUACACGACUUUCAGGCAGAGAAGGAGGAUGAGGUUUCCUUCAAGGCAGCAGAUAGAAUUGAGGUGAUAGAGAAAGACGACCUCUACGGAGAUGGCUGGUGGCAGGUAUGUUAUAUAUAAUUCAACCGGACCAUAUUCUCUGUCACUUUCGUAUCGGAUGCUCAUGCUCGAAAUUUAAAUCGAAGGGCAAGAAUCUCGCUGGCCAAGUCGGUCUAUUUCCAGCAAGCUACACGACCGCAGUUCCUCCAGUUCCUCCGAUACCACCUCACAUCCUCGAGGCAUCGACAUCUGGCGUCACGUUUACGACGGUGACAGCUACCGAUGCAACCGAGGGACCAAACGGUAUACCGAAUAGCACUACUCUCAAGGGAUUAAGUGAACAAUCCGAGCUUGCACAAGCGCCCUCCGUCUACAUCAAUGGGAAAGACAGUACGAAGAGCCAUUCUCAAGAGAUGCAAGCCACCAUGACUGACGUACAGCAAGCUAUCGAACAACUUGGGCGAAGCACAGGAGUUCCCUCGAUAGACGACCGUGAUGGUGGGCGCUCGUUCAGUUUUGCCAGUUCAAGAGGCGAUGGGGACACUGACCGGGAAACUGACACCGAUUUUGACAUGAGUGAUGUGGAUCAAAACGCUGAAGAUGGUGAAGGUUGGCAUAAGGGUGCAAGGACCAGGCUGGCCGAGAAGGCUCGGCGUGCUGUAGAAGAGGCAGAGAAACUCGAGAUGAUGAUGGGAGGUGGCGUCAGAGAAGACCGAUUAUCUGCGCCGCCAAUCCCACUAGAGAUGAGUGACGAGAGUGAGGGUGAAGGCGAUGAGGAGGAUCUCGCGACCCAUUCAUCGUCCUUUUUCCGGCGGCAUUCUCGAAUUCCUGAGGAAGAGGAGGAGGAGGAGGAAGAUGAAGAUAAACACGAGACCACUCAAGAGGGACAAGUUUCUACUACAGAACGCGAUGAUACGGACCCCCAAACUGCGACGGCCACACGAACCUCAUUUCCAUCUAUGGAACCCCCUCCAGCUCAGAACACGAUAGCGACGCCCCCUUCUUCCCAUACACCCGUACCCGAUGCAGGAACUCCCGACAAUCUCAAGCGAACCACACCGCUGCGUGAUUUUGUUGUGUCACCCUCACCGACAACAGCAUCACAUAUCCUGACUGCAGCUGGCUUGCCAUCAUCUUCUCUCGGGGGUGAUGACUUUGCGCGAUCUUCAUCAGGGACUCCAUCAUCUCAGAAACGUGUAUCUUCUCCACGACCUCUUCUUACCCCCACCACUCCUGCGUUUACCGCAGCCGCGAUAUCAUCACCUACCUCUGCGGUAUACGGAAGUGAAAUAACUACUCACUCCAGUCCUCGUCACUCUGCCACUACUACUAUCUCCACCUCUACCGCACCCACAUCUGCUGUACCAUCUACUACUCCCCCAGCAUCCGGCUUAACACUUCCGGCUGAUCCAGCUACCUGGACUCUUGAAAAUGUCCUUACAUGGCUCAAGCAGCGAGGGUUCGACGAGACUGUUGCUGAGAAAUUCACAGAGCAGGAAAUUACGGGCGAUGUUCUCCUCGAACUCGACGUACAGGUACUCAAGAACGAGAUUGGUAUCAUGGCGUUCGGCAAGCGUGCUAGACUGGUUACAGCAAUAAACGAACUGAAGAGAGGAAUGGGGAUCGGUAGUGAUGCAGGGAGUCCGAUCCACCAAUCUCUUUCGCUCUUCCCCGGGACAAUGUCAAACUCGCCUCAUUCAAUUCAUUCCGCUGGUCAUUCGAGAAAUCAGAGUCAAAGUCAGCAGAGUGCUAGGUCUUUUCCUGGAACAGCCAUUGACAUGGCGUCCGUUGGAGGCAAUACUAAUGGACUGGGAAUCUACCAGAAUGGGGAUGGAAUCAUUAAUGGUAAUGGCGUCAAUGGGAAGACGCGGCCGUCGAAUUUAACGCUCUCACCUGCUGAUAUCAACGAAGAACGAGAAAGGGAUGCAUUCAGUGAAAACGAAGCAGCACCGACGACAUCCAGCUCACGAAGGCGGUUCUUUGGCCUGUCUAUUGACUCAAGUCGUUCGCUGGGAUCCGGCUCUCGUUCCCCUGUCAUUGGAGAUAGAGACAGCAUGGUUGAGAGUCUGAAGGAAGGGAAAGAGAAGGAAAAAGAAAAAGAGAAGGACAAGGAUUCUUCGAGUAUAGCUACCACCAGCAGUGCCAGGCAUGCUCGGAAUAAGAAGAGCGUGGAUAACGGAAGGAGCACAGGCGAGAGACUUAGUAUCUUUGGAACCACCUUCGGUGGAUCUUUAGGUAAAAGUCGGAAGCCCCCUCCGCGAUAUAGUGGUGACGAUGUCGGUGCGCUAUCUGGUUCCGAAAAAGACAAGUCCCCUUCCUUCCAUCUUCCACGACUCCAUGGAUCCAAGAGACCGGGAUCCUCAAGCGGUCCGAAAGACAAGCCAAAGUUUGAGAUCUCCGUUAUUCCAGAAGGCAAAAACAAAGAGAAGGAAGAUAAGCCGACGACUUCCACUAGUCCAAACCCGUCGCUACUCCGCAAGCGGACUUCUUCCUAUCCGGGCCCUCACAAGGAGAAAACGGCCCCGGGCGGUGUUGCCAACGAUGUCCGUAAAGGCAAGGAUAACGAGGGUGACACACAUAUGAGUCCAUUGAAACCUGGCCAAAGCGUGUUGGAGCAAAUUGGAGAGCCGGAUCAUUCGGGAUGGAUGAGGAAGAGGGGAGAACGAUACAACAGUUGGAAGUUGAGAUACUUCGUGCUCAAGGGUUCUCAUCUAUACUAUUUGAGGAGCGAUAUUGCUUCGGAAACGAAGAUCAAAGGCUACAUCAACAUUAUUGGAUACAAGGUCACCGUCGAUGAGAACGUCAACCCUGGAAAAUAUGGGUUUAGGAUAGAUCAUGAUAGCGAUAAGACUCACUAUUUCAGCUCUGACGAGAAAUUGUCGUUGAGGGAAUGGAUGAAGGCUAUCAUGAAGGCUACUAUUGGACGGGACUAUACCCGACCUGUGGUUUCCUCGUGCAACAUCCCGACUAUACCUCUGACAGUGGCACAGGCUAUGAAUCCCGCACCUCGACCACCCUCACCCACUGCGCGUGCCGCAACACAGAAGGCCCUCCGCCGCGAGAACCCGAACCAGCUAUCCAGCCGGGAUGCUCGCGUCUUGAUGGGUCUACCAAAUCCAGAUUCCAAGGACCAGCGGGAAAGGCUGGACACGUUCUUUACACAGGAAGCUAUCCCCCCCGAAACGAUUGGAACUGUGAGAGACAGGGCAAGUACGACGCCGGCUCCACCCCGACCGUCCAGAGAAGCUAGGAGAGGGAGUGUUUCAACCGCAGCGAACGUCCCAGUCGAUGGUAGCCUCAUCGAAUGGGCCAACUCAUACCUUCCUUCCUCCCUCCAGAUCACUGAUACUUCCGGUCCGAUAUGCAAUGGUCUCACCAUCCUGCGACUGGCGGAAGCUAUCAAAGGACGACCUUCCUCGCCACCUGUUUCCGACUCCGCGUUCCCAACUGAUCCUAAUGAUGACAAGCUUGAAGGGCUUUUCAGACUGUUUGAUUUCCUUCUCGAUAACGAAGUUAAGAUGGGGAGUGUCAGCAUCAAUGAUAUUAGAUCAGGAAAGCGCGACAAGGUCAUUCAGCUGUUGAAGGCUCUGAAGGCGUGGGAGGACAAGCGAAAGGCGAUUGCGAAUACUAUCGGUGGGAGGGGAACAGUAAAUGCUGGUGGGUUCAUGGCUCCUACGUCUGCACCCUUGGUGGGAUUGUAUUAAAUUUUUUGCUUCUUCUCUCUCCUCUCUUUUUUCUCCAUGGACGCACACAUUUUUCCAAUGCGUUCAUCAGUGUAAAAUUAUAUUAUCCAACUCUCAAGGGACAUUUUAUUCAAGGACACCUGUUGGCUAUCUCAUUCCAUACACUACACUGAAAUUGUCAUUUGCUGCUGCUCUUUCUUUCGUGUCAUUAUUUUGCUAUGAACAGUUACUCGAUUCCUAUUGGUGUUUUUAUUUUCUCUCCUUAGAAUCCAAUUUUUCUUUUCUAAAAUUGCUAAUUGGUGUCUGUCUUUUCUUUCUAAACAGACAAAGAAAUCGCAUCUACAUAUUAUCAUAUGAUGCGUGCUUGAACAUCAACAACAGGUCAUUCAACUGAAGGUUGGCAGCAAGCAGUAGGGCAUCUGGAAGAACUCAUCUGUUUCACAAAACUUUGGGAUAAUGUAGUGGUCCAUGUUCAUGAUUUCAAUCAAAUAUCAUUAUUCUUCAUUUUACAAAAAAGAUAAAGAAAUCCAUCAGACUGACACCCUCCUCGCUGGCAACGACUUCAGAGGAUCCUAAAGGAUACCCAAAGCGCGAAGCCAAACGUCCUCGAGACUUCAAAUGAAGAAGUCGUGUUCUCAGUAUGAACGAGGGAGCGCGAAUGUCAUCGACUGGAUUUGAAGAAGUGGCAUUUGUAAAAAUGCGAGACUCGGUCAGUUUCUAUAAAAAGAUCCUGAUGAG
Marasmius oreades (fairy-ring Marasmius) is the source of this 4634-nucleotide messenger RNA. RefSeq lists its product as uncharacterized. Gene Ontology annotation, biological process: endosome organization; receptor recycling; retrograde transport, endosome to Golgi. The record is from RefSeq and is a predicted model, not a curated record. The transcript has 6 exons. Gene Ontology annotation, molecular function: protein binding. Gene Ontology annotation, cellular component: early endosome; recycling endosome; trans-Golgi network. NCBI's taxonomy places the organism in Eukaryota, Fungi, Basidiomycota, Agaricomycetes, Agaricales, Marasmiaceae. Bases 282 to 3917 code for a protein of 1211 amino acids.